GUCCCAGACGCGUUGAUCAAGGACGUGGUGUUCAGUGCAUUCUUCGUCUCGCUCGUAGAUGUGAGGCUGCUGAUGCUGGGUCCCUUCGCGCUGCUCAACGUCGCGGUGCUCGACGCUGUCCUGCUGGAUCCCGUCGUGCUGCUCAAGGUCGCGGCGCUCGACUCAGUCGCGCUGCUUGGUGUCGAAGGGCUGGUCCCAGACGUGCUGCUCGUAGACGUGGUGCCCGUUGCACUGCUCGUCUCGCUCAAAUGUGCGAGACUGCUGGUUCUGGACCCCGUCGUGCUGCUCAACAUCGCGGUGCUCGACUCAUUCGUGCUGGACCCAAUCGUGCUGCUCAACGUCGUGGUGCGCGACCCCGUCGUGCUGAUCAGUGUCGAAAUAUUGUUGCCAGACGUGCUGCUCAAAGACGUGGUGCUCGAGGGGCUGCUCGGCUCACUCGUCGAUGCGAGGCUGCUGGUGCUGCACCCCGCCGCGCUGCUCAAUCUCAUGGUGCUCGACCCCGUUUUGUGGCUCGACGUCGCGGUGCUCGAUUCUAUCGCGCUGGAUUCCGUCAUGCUGCUCAGCGUCGUAGUGCUCGAUUCCGUCGUGCUGCUCAGAGACAUGGCGCUCGAUUCUGUCGCGUUGAAUCCCGUCGCGCCGCUCAACGUCGUGGUGCUCGACUCCGCCACGCUGGUCAGCGUAGAGGUGCCGGCCCCCGGCGUGCUGCUCAAAGGCUCGGUGCUCGCGCGCAGUUCGUUUAAUUAUAGAUUACUCGUAGGUGCGAGGCUGCUGGUGCCAAUUCCCGCCGUGCUGCUCGGCGUCGUGGUGCUCAAUUCCGUCGCGCUGGAUCCCGUCCUGCUGCCCUCUUGGCUGCCAGUGCGGGGUCUCGCUGCGCUGCUCAACGUCGUGGUGCGCGACCCCGUCGUGCUGAUCAGUGUCGAAAUAUUGUUGCCAGACGUGCUGCUCAAAGACGUGGUGCUCGAGGGGCUGCUCGGCUCACUCGUCGAUGCGAGGCUGCUGGUGCUGCACCCCGCCGCGCUGCUCAAUCUCAUGGUGCUCGACCCCGUUUUGUGGCUCGACGUCGCGGUGCUCGAUUCUGUCGCGCUGGAUUCCGUCAUGCUGCUCAGCGUCGUAGUGCUCGAUUCCGUCGUGUUGCUCAGAGACAUGGCGCUCGAUUCUGUCGCGUUGAAUCCCGUCGCGCCGCUCAACGUCGUGGUGCUCGACUCCGCCACGCUGGUCAGCGUAGAGGUGCCGGCCCCCGGCGUGCUGCUCAAAGGCUCGGUGCUCGCGCGCAGUUCGUUUAAUUAUAGAUUACUCGUAGGUGCGAGGCUGCUGGUGCCAAUUCCCGCCGUGCUGCUCGGCGUCGUGGUGCUCAAUUCCGUCGCGCUGGAUCCCGUCCUGCUGCCCUCUUGGCUGCCAGUGCGGGGUCUCGCUGCGCUGCUCAACGUCGUGGUGCUCGACCCCGUCGCUGUGCUCGACGACGUUGUGCUCGAGUCCGUCGUGGUGGAUCAUGUAGGACUGCUCAACGUCGUGGUUGUCGACUCUGUUUUGCUGCUCAGUGUCGAGGUGCUGGUCCUGGAGGUGCUGGUUGGAGACGUCGUGCUCGUUGCGCUGCUCGCCUCACUCGUAGAUGUGAGGCUGCUGGUGCUGGUUCACAUUGUGCUGAUCAGCGUCGUGGUGCUGCGGGUGCUGGAUCCCACUGUGACGAUCAGCGUCGUGAUGCUCGACUUCGUCGAGCUGCUGAACGUCACGAUGCUCGACGCCGUCGCGCUGAACCCCGUCAUGCUACACGGCGUCGCGGUGCUCGACUCUGUCGCCCUGCUCCGCGCGGCGGUGUUGGUCCCGGACGCGCUCCUCAAAGACGUGGCGCUCGUUGAGCUGCUCGUCGUCUCACCCGUAGAUGUGAGGCCACUCGCGUUGCUCAACAGCGCAGCACUCAGGGCUGCGCCCAGCCCAUCCCCGGCAGGCAAAUGCGGGGCGCGGAGGUCGGGGGAACCAGGCAGGCGCCCAGGCCACCUGCUCUCCAACGUCGUCAGGGUCGGCCUGUUGUUCACCAGCGUGAUGGCGUGCAUCGAGAUGUUGGUGGCCGUCGUGCAGCUGGGCACCGUGGCGCUCGAGGGAGCGUUCGCCCCCCCGGUGAGCAUCAGGAAGGCGGCGCUCGUUGCACUUCUCGUUUCACUCGUGGAUGAGAGGCUGCUGGUGCUGGGUCCCAUCUCGACGAUGAGCGUCGCGAGGUUCGACUCCGUCGCGCUGGAUCCCGCCGCGUUGCCCAACGCCGUGGCGCUCGACCCCGUCGCGCUGUCCAGCGCCGAGGCGCUUGUCGCAUACAUGCUGCUCGGAGACGCGGCGGUCUUUGCACUGCUCGUCUCACUUGUUGCGGGGCUGGCGCUGGACCAGGUCGCGACGCUCGACUCACUCGCGCCGGACCCCGUCGCCUUGCUCAACGUCGCGGCGCCUGACUCCGCGGCGCUGAUCUGCGUCGCGGCGCCCGCUGCGCUGCCCGCCUCGCUCGUCGACGAGAGGCCGUUGGCGACGGGCCCCGGCCCCGUCGCGCGGCUCAACGCCGCGGCGCUCGACCCCGCCGCGCCGCUCGACGUCUCGGCGCUCGACUCCGCGGUUCUGGGCCACGCGCUGCUCAGCGUCGCGGCGCUCGACUCCGCCGCGCUGCUCAAAGACGCGGCGCUCGGCUCAGUCGCGUUGAAACACGCCGCGAUGCUCAACGUCGCGCCGCUCGACUCCGUCGCGCCGAACAGCGCGGAGGCGCUGAACCCAGACGCGCUGCUCAAAGGCGCGGCGAGCGUUGAACCGUUCGACUCACUCGCUGAUCUGAGGCCGCCGGCGCUGGGCCCC
This is a messenger RNA of Prorocentrum cordatum, 2829 nucleotides long. Lineage: Eukaryota; Dinophyceae; Prorocentrales; Prorocentraceae. The record is from the annotation of a GenBank genome assembly.